AUGGGUCGAGCGAAGCUGCCCAUACGACUCAUCAACCCCGAGCGAUCUCGCCACGCCACCUUCACCAAGCGGAAAAGGGGCCUCAAGAAGAAGAUAUUCGAGUUUGCCACCCUCUGCGACGUCGAUGCGUGCAUGAUCAUCUACGGCUCGGCCGCCGGGUCCGCCCCCGAGACGUGGCCGGAGGAUCCGACGGAGGUGCGACGGAUCAUCGAGCGGUUCGGGAAGGCGCCGGCGGAGGAGCGCGACAAGCGACGGGUGGACGUCUCGGCUUUCCUCACCACGAAGAACAAGAAGCUGCAGGCGGAGCUGGAGAGGAAGAGGGAGGAGAACGCGGAGCUUGCGUCGCUGCUGCUGUGGAACCGCACGAGCUUGGACGCCAUGGACCUCGACACCGUUCUAGGGAUCGAACGGAGAUUGCAUGCAAAGAUCACGGCAGUCCAUGAGAGGAUCGAAAGCCUGAGGAGAAAUGUUGUGAAGCGGGAAGAUGAAUGCAGCCAAUUGGAAAUGCCGAUCAAGGGCGAGUUUUCUCAACAUCAUCAUCAUCAUCAUCGGUUGGAGUACGUGCCCCCGCUACACUACGGCAUCCCUCCUUCCUUCAUUGUUCCUCCUCUGCAACUGCAAGCUCAACCCCUGGCCCUGCCACAAGGAGGAAAUGCUUGUUACCAUCCUGUUGCAUCCAGCGGUCAAGGCAUGAGUCUGGUGGAUCCGCUUCCUUUCGGCCCUGCACCGGAUUACUGCAAGAGUAUAAUGGAUCCAAUUCUUUUCGGUCAUGAGCCCGAUUACUGCAGCUAUUUGGACCCGAUACCUAGCUUUUUGCCAGGGACGUACGACGGUAUGCCCGUUUCUUUUUCUGCGAUGGAAGAUCUGGAUCCCCUAACGGGCCCACUAAGCAACUCGGACCCGAUCCAGGGGUUUGAAGACUAG
This is a messenger RNA of Nymphaea colorata (pocket water lily), 924 nucleotides long. Its product is annotated as MADS-box transcription factor PHERES 2-like. Lineage: Eukaryota; Viridiplantae; Streptophyta; Magnoliopsida; Nymphaeales; Nymphaeaceae. Gene Ontology annotation, molecular function: RNA polymerase II cis-regulatory region sequence-specific DNA binding; protein dimerization activity; DNA-binding transcription factor activity, RNA polymerase II-specific. The record is from RefSeq and is a predicted model, not a curated record. Bases 1 to 924 code for a protein of 307 amino acids. The transcript has a single exon. Gene Ontology annotation, biological process: positive regulation of transcription by RNA polymerase II.